AUGCCGCCUAAGCAAUCCAAACCCGACUCGCGCGCUGUGACCAUCCUCUUCAAGAAGCAUAAAACCACUGUGCUUCUGAUGCUCCAACCCCACGAAUCACUCGACUUGACCAAGACAAGGCUUCUAAAUGCCCUGAAAUCACGAGAAGUUACCGCCAUAAACGGCGACACUGUUCCUGAUGACUCCCUCGACAUUGAGUUCGGUGAGCCUGUCGACCGGGCAGACCCCGAGAAAGGCUGGAAGCGCCUCCCGGUAGAUUCGUCACAAAAUGAGUCAGUAACUGUAAUGGAGGCAGGUCUGAAGGAUGGAAACUCAAUUGCCUUCCGCUUUCAUAAAUCAACUGAGGGUCAGAAUGGCGGUCUUGAUAUGGACCUUGACGGCGAGGAUCCAGGCUGGGAUGUCGUCAUGCCGAGCUAUGAGGAAGAGCCAGAGGAAGAGCUAGAGUCACUAUGA
Penicillium digitatum Pd1 is the source of this 453-nucleotide messenger RNA. RefSeq lists its product as uncharacterized. Lineage: Eukaryota; Fungi; Ascomycota; Eurotiomycetes; Eurotiales; Aspergillaceae. The record is from RefSeq and is a predicted model, not a curated record.